This is a messenger RNA of Betta splendens (Siamese fighting fish), 1721 nucleotides long. RefSeq names its product N-acetylgalactosaminidase, alpha (gene naga). The coding region runs from base 158 to 1456 and encodes 432 amino acids. Gene Ontology annotation, molecular function: alpha-galactosidase activity. Gene Ontology annotation, biological process: oligosaccharide metabolic process; glycosylceramide catabolic process; glycoside catabolic process. The transcript has 9 exons. The record is from RefSeq and is a predicted model, not a curated record. Gene Ontology annotation, cellular component: cytoplasm. Lineage: Eukaryota; Metazoa; Chordata; Actinopteri; Anabantiformes; Osphronemidae.
CCAUAGUUCAUUCCUCUGCCGAUCGGAGAGGAAUGAAUUUCUAAGACCGAUCACGGAGUGAGGACGGUCGGAGUUGCGGAUCCCUGAACGCAUCAUCAUCAUCAUCCGCUGGCUGCAUUUCUCUUGGAGCGGCAUUUCACGGACACAGAAGCUCAAAAUGCACGCUGCGUUGCCUGUGCUUGUGCCGGCUCUGUUCGCGGCCACCCUGGCCCUCGACAAUGGGCUGAUGAGGACGCCUCCGAUGGGCUGGCUGGCGUGGGAGCGGUACCGCUGUGACAUUGACUGUGAUAAUGACCCCAAGAACUGCAUCAGUGAGAACCUGUUCAGGGACAUGGCAGACAGACUUUCGGAGGACGGCUGGAGGGAACUCGGUUAUGUUUACGUGAACAUCGACGACUGCUGGUCAUCGAAGCAGAGAGACAAGCAGGGGCGGCUCCAGGCCGACCCAAAAAGGUUCCCAAGAGGUAUCAAGGACCUGGCGCGCUACAUGCACGACAGGGGUCUCAAGCUUGGGAUCUACGGGGACAUGGGCACGUACACGUGUGGCGGCUACCCGGGGACCCCGCUGGACAAGAUCCAGAUAGAUGCUCAGACCUUCGCAGAGUGGGAGGUGGACAUGUUCAAGUAUGACGGCUGUUACUCCAACGCCACGGAGCAGGAGCAGGGCUACCCUCUCAUGUCCAAGGCUCUGAACGCCACAGGCCGUCCCAUUGGCUACUCCUGCAGCUGGCCCGCCUACCAGGGUGGCCUGCCCCCCAAGGUAAAUUACACUCAGUUGGGUGAGAUCUGCAACUUGUGGCGUAACUAUGACGACAUCCAGGAUUCUUGGAACAGCGUGCUCAACAUUAUAGACUGGUUCUUUGGCAACCAGGACGCUCUGGCCUCUGCAGCCGGACCUGGACGAUGGAACGACCCUGACAUGCUCGUCAUUGGCGACUUUGGGCUCAGCAUGGAGCAGUCUCGCACUCAGAUGGCUCUGUGGGCCAUCAUGGCUGCUCCUCUCUUCAUGUCCAACGACCUGCGCACCAUCAGCAGCGGCGCCCGCAACAUCCUACAGAACAAAAUGAUCAUCAGCAUCAACCAAGACCCCAUGGGCAUUCAGGGGAGGCGCAUACUGAAGGAGAAGAGUGGCAUUGACGUGUACUGGCGCCCCCUGUCUAAGAAUGCGAGUGCGCUGGUGUUCUUCAGUCGUCGUGACGACAUGCCGUACCGCUACAGAACCUCCCUCUCCAAGCUCAACUACACCACUGGCAGCUACAAGAUUUUCGACGUCUUCACCAACAAGGCGGCGGCGUUGAAAGACUCCACAGAGUUCGUGGUGCCGGUGAAUCCCUCGGGUGUGGUCAUGUGGUACGUGUCGGCGCCUGCCGCACCGAGCCGCCGCCACUACAAACGUGCCAGGUUCCAGGGAUCGGCCGACGACGGCGAAAACGGCGACCCGCUAGUCGUCCUAUAACAUUUUAACUCAACCAGGGAACACUCAGGGAAUUAUGAAUUGAAAUAUAAAGAUGAUCCUUUUCUACCGCAUCAAUAUUGAUCAAACAGGGCCUAUACUCAGAAACAGGAGGGCUCUGUUCCUAAUUGAAGCUGAUAAAGGCUUUUUUUAUUGAAUGUUUACAUCAACAUUUGUGCCUUGUUUAAAUCUGCCGAGAUCCAGGCUUUGCACUCUUAGAAAUCAUUCUGUACUUCUUUUAAACUGUAAAUAAAUGUUUCCAAGUCAA